Molecule: messenger RNA, 1110 nt
Organism: Guyanagaster necrorhizus
Lineage: Eukaryota; Fungi; Basidiomycota; Agaricomycetes; Agaricales; Physalacriaceae
Exons: 18
Coding region: 1-1110 (369 amino acids)
Source: RefSeq, a predicted model, not a curated record
AUGCCCUCCCUUGCUAUGUCAGCGUCAGACGCAUGUCCCAUUGGGCACGUUAGCAUAAACGUCUCUGGGGUGGGUGACGGGUUGUAUUAUGGAUACGCUCUUUCGACUGCGCUUUUUGGUAUAACGAUCGUACAGGCCUGGAACUACCUCAACGCGAAUACAGAUGGAUGGCUUAUGCGUUCACUAGUGGUGUUUCUAGUAGCCAUGGACGCUGCUGUGACUGGUGUUAACACACAGAUUUUGCAUCACUACCUCAUUGAUAACUUUGGGAAUACGGAUCAAAUGGAGAUUAUCAUCCAUUCAUUCGACGCAGAGAUAAUGAUGACCGCUGUCGUUGUUUUGAUCGUCGAACUGUUCUUUGUUGUCAGAAUAUAUAAACUCAAUUCUGAAAACUGGCUCGUUCCUGCCGUCAUUCGCUGGGAAGUUUUGGUGAGUUUAUGUUCGAUUUCCGAGCAUUACUCCUUAUUUUGGAUGCAAUCAGGUUCGUGUACUGCUUUUGUUGUUGCGCAAAUUCAAGACGACAAUUUCGCGGGACUUAGUAAAAAGGACAGAGUGGGAACUAUAUCAGCGUUCAACGGCUCCGCGGCCCUUGCAGAUAUCCUUAUUACAAUCGCCUUGUCUUGGAAUCUUUCCCAGAACCGGUCAGCGAUCUCUCGAACAAAUAAUGUUAUCCAAAAAAUGCUCACCUAUAUCAUCAACCGGGGACUGUUGGUGACUGUCGUACAGACUCUAACGCUGAUUAUGUAUAGCGUGGAACAGACGGAUUUGCACUGUGUCAGGAUGCCCACACACUUGUGUAUAAACAAGAUAUAUGUUAUCACGAUGCUGGCCAUUUUGAACACUCGACCGGCUCUCCGUGAGCAGCUCAAUAGCGCUGUAGCGGAUAGUCUUGUGUUCAACAGUACUAGUACUCCCUCGAAUAGUCGAUUUCCAGUCGUUCGUAGCCAGGUAGGUAACGACGUUGACAUCUCGGAUCUUGGUUUGAGAGAGCAAACGAUUGAGUUUUCGCAGGCUCAUGGCUCUAAUGAUCAGUUGCAUGAUGGGUCGUAUGGGAAAGCCGCAGGAGCUGGGAUUGUGGCAACGAUGCCUGGAGAUCUGGAGGAACGAUAA